Messenger RNA from Suncus etruscus (white-toothed pygmy shrew), 366 nucleotides. Its product is annotated as RNA-binding protein 7-like. The transcript has a single exon. Bases 1 to 366 code for a protein of 121 amino acids. The record is from RefSeq and is a predicted model, not a curated record. NCBI's taxonomy places the organism in Eukaryota, Metazoa, Chordata, Mammalia, Eulipotyphla, Soricidae.
AUGUCCCCUUCAACACAGAUGAGUUCAGAGAUUUUUCUCACUCCAGAAAAUUUUCAGGGUCAAAUAGUGAUGGACAAUAUUUUGAGACAGAUGUCAUAUGAUGGGAAAUUUGAUUCUCCACAUCUGGAUCAGUCAGGAUUUUCCCCAUCAGUUCAGUCCCACAGUCAUUCCUAUUACCAAUCCUCAAAGUCCCAGUGGCUUCAAGAUAUACCAGCAUCCCAGCAUAAAGUCAGACUGAGUUCUCAUCCAUACAUAGCAGAUAGACAUUAUAGUCAUGAGCAGCAGUACCCUGAUUGCAAGCAGUGUUAUGGUGAUCACAGCUCCAACCAUCAUUACAGAGGAAGCAGAUAUGAUUUCUUUCAUUAA